Messenger RNA from Auxenochlorella protothecoides, 870 nucleotides. RefSeq names its product Mitochondrial carnitine/acylcarnitine carrier protein CACL. Gene Ontology annotation, molecular function: transmembrane transporter activity. Bases 1 to 870 code for a protein of 289 amino acids. The transcript is spliced from 4 exons. Lineage: Eukaryota; Viridiplantae; Chlorophyta; Trebouxiophyceae; Chlorellales; Chlorellaceae. Gene Ontology annotation, biological process: transmembrane transport. The record is from RefSeq and is a predicted model, not a curated record.
AUGGAGGAGACGCUGCAACCCGCAGCUCUGACGCUGAGUGCUUCCACUCGUGACUUCCUGGCGGGGGGGGUUUCGGGCCUCAGCGGCGUGGUGGCCGGCCAGCCCCUGGACAAUAUCCUGGCUGGCGAGGGGCCCCGCGCGCUGUUCCGCGGCAUGGCCUACCCCCUGCUCACCAGCGCCCUGCAAAACGCACUGGUGUUCCAGACGUACGGGGCGGCCUGCCGGUGCCUGGAGGCCGAAGCAGACGGUGUCGACCCCGGUGCGGAGAGUGCGCUGCCGCUGGGCCGAGUGGCGGCCGCCGGCGCUGCCGCGGGUUUUCUGCAGACCGCGGUGUGCACCCCCGUGGAGCUGCUCAAGAUCCGACUGCAGCUCCAGACCGCCGCGCGCGGGAGCCCCGGCUACGUGGGGGCCCUGGACCAGGCGCUCCGCAUCUGGCGAGGCCAGGGCAUAUCGGGGCUGUACCUCGGCGCAGGGAUGACCGCGGCGCGCGACGUGCCGUCCUUCGCCGCCUACUUCUGCACCUUCGAGGCGGUGCGCAGGGCCUGCGAGUCCUCGGGCAGCGUGGCGGCGCCGCCUACAUCCACCGCAGACGCUCUGCCCGGCCACGGCUGCGUGCUCGCCGCCGGCGCGGCGGCCGGCCUCGCGGCCUGGCUCGCCGUGUACCCGCUGGACGUGGUCAAGUCGCGGCUGCAGGCGCACGCCGACGCGUCGGCGCCGGGCGCCUGGCGCAUCGCCGCCGACAUGGCCGCCCGCGAGGGACCGCGCGCUUUCUUCCGGGGCCUGCCGGCCACGCUGGGCCGGGCACUGCUCGUCAACGCCGUCAUCUUCUCUGUGUAUGAGGGCGCGCACACCCGUCUCGCCGCCAUCUGA